AUGUCUAUUCAAAGCGGCUGCCAAACGAAUGCUUGGAGUGAUAACUGGUGUUCUUGUAGUCCUCUUCGUCACUUUAUUACUCCUCAUGCUAUAGCUAAUGCGGGAUUUAAUCUUAGUACCACUGUUGCGGAGCUUAUCAAUGAAGUCGGCCAAUGGAGAUGGCCUCAAGCUUGGUUUGAUAUAUUUCCGGUUCUUAUAAACAUUGCUCCUCCUCAACUUUUAGUUGACAUGGAUGAUCGGUGUCGCUGGAAAUACCUUGAUGGUAAUCUUCAUCACUUUCGGUCUUGGGAAGUUUGGAAUACCCUUAGUAACAGGGAUGACAGGAUUGGUUGGGCGGAUUCGGUUUGGUUCAGCCAAUGCAUUCCUCGGCAUUCUUUCCAUCUUUGGACAUGUUCAAAUGGAGACUUCAGAAUCUUCAGGAACAAGAAGCCGAUGAAAGUGAAGGACAUGAAUGAAGGUCUAGAUGAAGACUCCGAGGAAGAAGACAAUGGAAGUGAUGGAUACUUCUCGGAUAAAGUAUCUUCUGACGAGGAGUUUUAA
Messenger RNA from Helianthus annuus (common sunflower), 540 nucleotides. RefSeq lists its product as uncharacterized. Bases 1 to 540 code for a protein of 179 amino acids. The record is from RefSeq and is a predicted model, not a curated record. Lineage: Eukaryota; Viridiplantae; Streptophyta; Magnoliopsida; Asterales; Asteraceae. The transcript has 2 exons.